Molecule: messenger RNA, 2044 nt
Organism: Fragaria vesca subsp. vesca
Lineage: Eukaryota; Viridiplantae; Streptophyta; Magnoliopsida; Rosales; Rosaceae
Exons: 8
Coding region: 133-1791 (552 amino acids)
Biological process (GO): metal ion transport; transmembrane transport
Cellular component (GO): membrane
Molecular function (GO): metal ion transmembrane transporter activity
Source: RefSeq, a predicted model, not a curated record
AAGCCCCCAGUUUGGAAGUUGCAGCUUCCAACGCGUUAAAGCAUUAAACUUUAAGCAUUGUUGUCAGUGGAGAAAGGCCUUCACUUUAUAUGGCAGUUUGUUUCAGAAUCACUCUUCCUUCUUCUUUCUUCGAUGGAAGACAGCAACAAGAGUAAAACAGGUGACAGCAUUUCUUGUGCCGGUAGCAAUAAGCCGAAGAAACCAGAUGUCCAUAAGAACGGUUAUAGUAAAGAUGUCAUGCCUGGGAGUGAACUUUGGACUGAGGGGCUUAUCUGUGCUUUUGAGUUCAUUCGGGGUCGAAAGAAAUCAAUUGGUUUGAAAUCUGGCUCAACAAUCCCAAGCAGACAACAUACAGAUGGUGGUGACCAUGAGAAGCUGCGGGUUCCUUCUAAAGGAGUUCAAGAGUCUUCUUUCCCAAUACAUGACAGGAACAAGUCCAUAAGUGGUGAUUACAAAUACAGCCCGACUCAUGAUGGUGAAAGAGUAACUGAUCACUGGGUGCCAAUUGGGUGGGUUAGAAUUUCAGAAAUCGUCCAAAAUGUGCAAGCUGAUGCCGGUUGGGAUCCUCAACAGUUUGGGAUUGAUGAUGAAGAUUUCACUGUUGCAGACUUAGCAGCUCCAUAUUGGGAGCGUCCAGUAGGGCCUGUCUGGUGGUGCCAUGUCUCUGCAAGUCAUCCUGCGGUUGAAGAUUGGCUCCGUAAUGCCCAGUGGCUACAUCCCGCUGUCAGUUUAGCUUUAAGAGAUGAAAGUCGACUGAUUAGUGAUAAAAUGAAACACCUAUUAUAUGAGGUCCCAGUUAGAGUUUCUGGGGGGUUGUUAUUUGAACUCUUGGGACAGUCAGUUGGUAAUCCAUUUGUUGAUGAGGAUGAUAUACCCGUUGUACUUCGUUCCUGGCAAGCACAAAACUUCCUUGUAACUGCUUUGCAUGUGAAAGGGCGUGUAUCAAAUAUAAAUGUGUUGGGCAUCACAGAAGUUCAGGAACUUCUUUCCACUGGAGGCUAUAAUGUACCAAAAACAGUGCAUGAAGUCAUAGCACAUCUAACUAGCCGCCUUACUCGAUGGGAUGAUAGGCUGUUCCGCAAAUCCAUAUUUGGUGCCGCAGAUGAGAUUGAAUUGAAGUUUAUGAACAGGAGAAACCAUGAAGAUUUGAAUCUAUUCAGCAUAAUUCUCAACCAAGAAAUCAGAAAGUUAUCGAGACAGGUCAUCAGAGUAAAGUGGUCACUUCAUGCAAGAGAGGAGAUUUUGUUUGAGCUUCUUGAACAUUUGAGAGGAAAUAUUACAAGAACCUUAUUAGAGAAAAUAAGAAAGAGCACAAGAGAAAUGAUUGAGGAGCAAGAAGCAGUUCGUGGCCGCUUAUUUACAAUUCAGGAUGUGAUGCAGAGCACUGUUCGUGCAUGGUUGCAGGACAGAAGCCUAAGAGUGACACAUAAUCUUGCUGUUUUUGGUGGUUGUGGCCUUGUGCUUUCCAUCAUCACCGGGCUUUUUGGAAUCAAUGUUGAUGGAAUGCCUGGAGCAAACAAUACACCAUAUGCAUUUGGCCUAUUUACAGGCAUACUCUUUUUUAUUGGAAUCGUGCUAAUUCUACUUGGGUUGCUUUACCUUGGGUUGAAAGAGCCUAUUGCCGAAGAGCAAGUCGAAGUUAGAAAAUUAGAGCUUCAAGAGUUGGUUCAGAUGUUUCAACACGAGGCAGAAACUCAUGCCCUGGUUCGUAAAAAUGUGUCUCGGAAUAAUUUACCGCCAACAUUGGGAGAUGCAUUCAGAGGUAACGCAAAUUAUAUCCUCAUCGAGUAGGUUACAGUGCCGAAAGCCUGGAAGUGCAUUUUGCACCAAGCUCUUGUCUUGAGAAUUUCUAGUUGAAAGGAAAUGUUGCAGGCUUCAUUUAGUGUAGUGGGGGCGUAUUGAGAAUGAUUCCUAGUGAUACGGUAACAAAAUAGAUGCAUAAUCGAAACUUGGUAUGUUGUUAAAUAGUCGUAUUUGUAAGUUUGAAUCUAAUGGAUUUGAGAUGUCAUUUUUCUGUUAGAUUUAACUUCUAACACUGUCCAAA